Phyllotreta striolata is the source of this 2367-nucleotide messenger RNA. NCBI's taxonomy places the organism in Eukaryota, Metazoa, Arthropoda, Insecta, Coleoptera, Chrysomelidae. The record is from the annotation of a GenBank genome assembly.
CUUCAGGGGGACGUCGUGGAAAUCGCGCCGCGACGCUCCCGAAACCGCCCACGAGGAGCCGCGUCUCGAUGCCGGGCGUCGCGACGUUCCGAGCGCCAGUUUGAACGACGAUCCCCCCGUGAAAAAGCGGCCACGACGACGACUAUCCAGGUGUAGAUUAGACAAAACGAGAAUCGAUAUUUCACAUAAAAAAAAGUCAUGGCGAGAUUGGUGAACAAACAAUUCAACUCGCCGAUCGGGCUCUACUCCCACCAGAACAUCCAGGACGUGAUGGAUAGAGACGCUCAAAUUCUAGCCAACGGAGCCGUUGGCAUCGACUUUAACAACCCCGGAGUCGGCAAACCGGACAACCUGAAGAACUCGGCGGUCUUGAGGAUGCUGGAGGAGGAGGAGAACCGGCAAAGGAACGGUCAUGAAACUGGGGUAAAACGAGUCGCUUGGCCACCACCAUACGAAACUGGACCAAGUGGUUAUAACGAAACGAAUCCAAUCCAACCGCAAGGCGGACCUCAUUACCCCUCUCAGUCUGCCGGCCACCAACAGAAUAACCAACCCCAUCAAUCGGCGCCCUCUAACGCCCCCUACCAACAGCAACGCGCACCCUUGAAACUCGACGUUUCCCAGGGCGGCCCGUCCCCGCUCGCCUCGCCGCUCCUCAACCAGAGCCCCCAAGGCUACCGCCCGGCCACGCCGGCCAAGAACUGGGCGUCCGUCCACUCGCCCGUCGCCACUCCCAACCCGCCCUCCUGGGGCAGCCCCGUCCAGCCCAACCAGCCCAACCAGCCCGCCUGGCGCCAGAAAAACCCCACCAAGUUCCAAGCCGCCCACCAGCCCGUCAGCCAGCAGACCUUCCUCGGGCAACAGUACUCCGGGGCUCCCAUUUCCCAUCAACCUGUUCAGCAAUAUCAAUCUCCUAAUCAACAGUACCAAUCUCCCGAGCAACAAUAUCAAUCUCCUGGUCAACAGUACCAAUCGCCUGCUCAAUACCAGUCUCCUGGUCAACAAUAUCAAUCUCCUGGUCAACAGUACCAAUCUCCUGGUCAGCAAUAUCAAUCUCCUGCUCAGUACCAAUCUCCUGGUCAACAAUAUCAAUCUCCUGGUCAACAGUACCAAUCUCCUGGUCAGCAAUAUCAAUCUCCUGCUCAAUACCAAUCACCUGGUCAACAGUACCAAUCUGCUGGUCAGUUGUACCAAUCUCCCGGUCAACAAUACGAUCAUUUCGACCAAUCUGUGGCUGAUCAGUACAAUAAUAUUCGCCAGCAGAGUUCCGAGCAAUAUUCGUAUUCUGAACAAUAUCAAUCGUCUGAACAGGUGAACAACCAGCACCCGAUCCAAUACCAAUCGUCGCCUGUUCAAGGGUGCGGCGCUCCUGCGGCUCAGGUGCAGAGACAGCCGAGCAGACCGGUGGAACCGCCGCCGACUACCAUCACUCUGAGACCGGAACCGCCGGUUAACCAGGCCCCGCCGCCGGUGUACUCUUCGCAACCAGCCACGGCGACUUUAAAAGUUAUUGUGAAUCCGAAAAAUUUACGCGGAGACCUGAAAUGGCCUCCGGACGACGUUAGACGAAAGAUGCUCGACGAAGCCGAAAACGUAGCUAAUAGUAAUAGUUUCCUUUCUCUUCAAGGUGGCAAACAUCUGCGCGGAGACCUGAAAUGGCCUCCCGAAGAGGUGAAACAGCAGGCCGCCGAAGAGAACCGGCUGCGGCUCGAACUGGCCAAAGGGCCGGUCUGCAGGCCGCGCAAAGUCAAGCGGGAUUACACUUCAUUCUUCGAACAGCACGCGCUCAACAACACCUAUCCCGGUUACAAAAUCCCGCCCGGGACGCAGUUUUAUAAAACCGCUUAGAUUCUGUUUCUGUAUAUAAUUAUUUUUGUUUAUUUUCUACUGCUAUACUUACAUCUUACCUAUUCUAUUCUAAGUGCGGAAUUGAAUGUUGUUGUUGUUGUUGUUGUUGGGUUAAAACUACCCGCGAAAAGUAGUUUAAUUUGUAUGAAUUAUAAUGAUUUCUAGCGCUGUAAAUAAGCGACAAUGCGCUUGUGAUAAUGCUGUUGAACUGAUUUUAUUUAAUUGUACUAGCGUAUAGAUAACCAAGAUGAAAAUUAUGGCGAAUUUACUAAACAAAUCGAUGAAUGUUGUGAUUAUUUUAGCAACGCGCCGCUUUUCUCACGAAUUUUAGAUGAUUUUACUGAUUGAAAGCGAUUACCUACUACACGAUGCGACGGCUUUGCUCUCGUGCAAAACACUCAUAUGUUAUUUAUGUAUCAAAAAUAUAUGUAAAAAACGUUCUUGUAAGAUAUUUGUACUAUGUACGGUAACAAAAAAAUUAAUAUAAAUAAAUAAUAGGAAAAAAAUUGCUUACCAUAA